GCCCAUUUUGCCUGCGCUGCUCACUGUUCUGCCGCUGACAUAUCAACACAGAAGAGGACAAAGAAACGCAAUGGACGGUGAUGUUGCAGUUGGUGUGAAGAGAGGCUCAGAUGAGCUCAACUUGUACAGUAGCAGCCCCAGCUCAAUGACAGCAAACGGUAGUGAAAGUAAGAAGCAGCGGCUGGAUGAGUCGCCUCCCUCCAGAGUCCUGCACAUCAGAAAACUGCCCAAUGAAGUGACCGAGACUGAGGUCAUCGCACUGGGGCUGCCCUUUGGAAAAGUCACCAAUAUACUGAUGCUGAAAGGGAAGAACCAGGCCUUUUUAGAGUUGGGUACAGAGGAAGCGGCUAUUACGAUGGUGAACUACUACACGGCCGUUACACCACAGGUCAGAAACUCUCCUGUCUUCAUCCAGUACUCCAACCAUAAAGAACUGAAAACAGACUCUGCUCUGAACCAGAGAGCCCAGGCAGUGCUACAAGCCGUAUCAGCAGUCCAGGACGGAAGCUCUCCAUCGUCUGACCAGGGAGUAUUAGAGCUCGCUCCGCCCCCGAGCCCUGUCCUGCGAAUUAUUAUUGACAACAUGUUUUAUCCUGUAACACUGGAUGUUUUACAGCAGAUUUUCAGUAAAUUUGGGACUGUGAUGAAGAUUAUAACCUUCACUAAGAACAACCAGUUUCAGGCUCUUCUGCAGUUCAGUGACCCCGUCAACGCACAGCAAGCUAAACUGGUACCCCGUCUGGAGCUCUAGCUUCCUACUCUAGUGGCGGAGGUUACUCAUCUUCUCUCUCCCUCUCGCAGGGUGGAGGAGCCAUCAGCCCGCUGAGCGCUGCAGCGGCGGCGGCAGCAGCUGCAGGUCGUGUCGCCCUGUCCGGGUCCGGAGUGUCGGGGGUCCUGCUGGCGUCCAACCUAAAUGAAGAGAUGGUCACGCCUCAAAGUCUCUUUACCCUCUUCGGAGUCUACGGUGAUGUUCAGAGGGUGAAGAUCCUCUACAACAAGAAGGACAGUGCUUUGAUCCAGCUGUCUGACGGCAACCAGGCUCAGCUCGCUAUGAGUCACCUGAAUGGUCAGAAGGUGUUUGGUAAAGUGAUGAGAGUGACUCUGUCCAAACAUCAGACUGUAGCUCUGCCAAGAGAAGGGCUGGAUGAUCAACUACUAACCAAAGAUUUUUCUGGCUCCCCACUGCACCGCUUCAAGAAACCAGGCUCCAAAAACUUUCAGAACAUCUUUCCUCCCUCUGCAACACUUCACCUCUCUAAUAUCAGGGAUGGAGUUGGAGAAGAUGAUCUCCGUCUUCUGUUCUCCAACAGCGGAGGAACCGUCAAGGCCUUCAAGUUCUUCCAGGAUCGUAAGAUGGCUUUGAUCCAGAUGUCGUCUGUGGAGGAAGCGAUCCAGGCUCUGAUCGACCUGCACAACUAUGACAUGGGAGGGAAUCAUCAUCUUAAAGUUUCCUUUUCAAAAUCUACCAUCUAACCCUCACACCAUCUCCUGAUCGUCUGUCAAAAAAAAAACAAAAUCACUAUCAUCUCUCCUCUUUUUUUACGUUAUGAGAAUAGUUUUCAGUUGAAGUAUUUUUUAAAGAUUCAAAUUCCUCUGUCAUUUUUUUAAUGAAUAAAAAGUGGUUUGCUUUGUAAUUGUUCAAAAGUGUUUGAGCUUCGACGUUUCUGUUGUUUUAAGAAGCAGCUCAGCAGCAGCUCGUUGGCUGGUUCUGGUUUCUUCAGUAGAAGUGUUUUUUUUUUUUAGAGUGCAAGUCCGAGUGGUUCCAGGUGAGAGGAUGUUUUGUGGUGCUCGGACGUGUCGCAGCAGUAAAAAGCUUCAUAUCGCUUCUCUCGGAUCAGUUCCUGUCUCUGUUGGGUUAGAGGUUGAGGCUUAAGUAGUUUUCUACAUCGUGACGCUUCAUGAACCACUGAGACAAUAUUUUGUGCUUUAAGCAAAGUUUAGAAAAAAAAAACUUCUGUUUUCUUUUUUAUUUGAAAUAUUUGGUGUCGUUUGAUCAGCAGAUUGCUCCUUAAAAUAUCCAGGCUGUAAACAUACACUCAGAUGCAGCAGAAGUGAUUGAACUGGUUGUAAAAUAGACCCAUUAACUCAGACGUUAAUGUUGUAUUUAGGUUUUUAAAUACCCUCUUUGUUUAUUAUCACCUGCUGCUGAAGAUGAAAGGGCAAUGAUGUUUUUGUCCAUGUCUCUGUGUGUUAGCAACAUUUUAAUGAAGCGCUCAGAAACUGACUCGAUGCAUGCUUACAUCUGAGUCAGUCCAGUUCAAGAUGGCCGCCACUGCUGCGGCUAAAACUCAGUCAGGUUUAUAAAUGUUAAGAUCUAAUUGAGAGUCCUCUUCAGCACACUCUGACUGCUGAUAAUCUCAUGAGGCAUCGAUCAUUUGUAAGUUUAACCAAAGUGGCUAAAGCUUCAUCUGAGGCUGAUUUGACCUUUCAGAAACCCCAAUAAACGUUGAAUCGGA
Messenger RNA from Austrofundulus limnaeus, 2456 nucleotides. RefSeq names its product polypyrimidine tract binding protein 2b (gene ptbp2b). Gene Ontology annotation, biological process: mRNA processing. Gene Ontology annotation, cellular component: nucleus. Lineage: Eukaryota; Metazoa; Chordata; Actinopteri; Cyprinodontiformes; Rivulidae. The record is from RefSeq and is a predicted model, not a curated record. Gene Ontology annotation, molecular function: RNA binding.